AUGGUGAGGAUGCAAGGAGUAGAGUUGGCGAAGGUGAAUGAGUUUAAAUACUUGGGAUCAACAGUACAGAGUAAUGGGGAUUGUGGAAGAGAGAAGAAAAAGAGAGUGCAGGCAGAGUGGAAUGGGUGGAGAAGAGUGACAGGAGUAAUUUGUGACAGACGGGUAUCAGCAAGAGUGAAAGGGAAGGUCUACAAGGCGGUAGUGAGACCAGCUAUGUUAUAUGGGUUGAAGAUGAUGGCACUGACCAGAAAGCAGGAGACAGAGCUGGAGGUGGCAGAGUUAAAGAUGCUAAGAUUUGCACUGGGUGUGACAAGGAUGGACAGGAUUAGAAAUCAGUACAUAAGAAGGUCAGCUCAAGUUAGACGGUUGGGAGACAAAGUCAGAGUGGUGAGAUUGCGUUGGUUUGGACAUGUGCAGAGGAGAGAUGCUGAGUAUAUUGGGAGAAGGAUAUUAAGGAUAGAGCUGCCAGGCAAGAGGAAAAGAGGAAGGCCUAAGCGAAGGUUUAUGGAUGUGGUGAGAGAGGACAUGCAGGUGAUGGGUGUAACAGAACAAGAUGCAGAGGACAGAAAGGUAUGGAAGAAGAUGAUCCACUGUGGCAACUCCUAA
Messenger RNA from Erpetoichthys calabaricus (reedfish), 606 nucleotides. RefSeq lists its product as uncharacterized. The transcript has a single exon. The coding region runs from base 1 to 606 and encodes 201 amino acids. The record is from RefSeq and is a predicted model, not a curated record. Lineage: Eukaryota; Metazoa; Chordata; Cladistia; Polypteriformes; Polypteridae.